AUGUCGAGCAUCAUCCCCGUGGACCUGGUAUCCUUUGCGACGGACCCGUCGUACCUGAAUACUCUAGUCACUACCAAUGCCUCCAACCCCAGUGUCAUCAACCUUCUCGCAUACGAUGAAAGCUUCGUGUCUGUGGUCGGAGAGAAUGCAACAGCGCGACAACUUCACAAUCUCGAUUGGCAAGCUUUCCAUGAGGCCGGUGUUUACAACAAGGAUGCAAAGAAGCUUUACGUCACAAGCAACUGGGCCGGCGACUUGGACAACCCCAUCAACGUUACGAUAAUCGACCUGGCAAACAACUAUUCUAUCAGCUCAACGCGGUACUCAGCUCUUGCGGAAGCUAAUGGUGCAACGUCCUACUAUCCACCUGGUACCCAGACCAACAGCUCGACCCCAUCACGCGUGUUGUACUGUGACCAAGGCGAUCUUGUCAACCCAGCAGGUCUGGUAUCCGUAGACCCCGUCACAGGCGAGUCUGAAAAGAUCCUGAACAACUAUCUUGGUCGGAAUUUUAGCUCACCCAACGACGCACGUCAACAUCCUGUGACAGGCGACAUUUGGUUCACAGACGCGGACUAUGGCUACAUCCAACACUUCCGACCUGCACCAACCAUUCCCAAGCAUGUUUACCGCUUCUCUCCCGCGACUGGUGAAAUUGCUGCUGUGGCAGAUGGAUUCACUCAACCCAACGGCCUUGAGUUCAGCCCUGACUAUAAGACGCUAUACGUUUCUGACACGGGCGCUGUGGAGUUUGACAAAAACCUUACGCGGCCAGCAACACUAUACGCUUUCGAUAUCACGGAAGACGGAAAGAGGCUGACUGGAAGACGCACAUUUGCUUACUCAGACAACGGGUUUCCUGAUGGUUUGCACACAGAUACGGAGGGUAAUGUUUGGGCUGGAUGUGGUGACGGCAUACACAUUUGGAAUCCCCUGGGGACGCUAAUUGGAAAGAUCUGGAUUGGUGUUGAGACAAACAACUUUGCCUUCCUGCCAGGCGCUGUAUUGGUCUUCAGCAACGCACAGUUGUGGAUUGUCGAGAACUUGAAGGCUGUGGGGAGGGAGAUUAGCAAAGACUUUGGGGAUCUGCCAGCGGGCGCACCGAUAUCCUCUCUCUUCCAAGUCCGACACACACCGACCGCCGGCCGCGCCGUUUUCGCUAGUCAAGACAUCGCAGAGGGCACCCUCGUGUGGCGCUCAGAAGAUCUGACCCUCAACGUCCUCCUCCGCGAAUAUCGACGCGAAGUAUGUGGACAAUGUUUCGGAUACGAGUACGGGCGGGAUCUGGAUAUACGAGACAAGACGGUGGGGUUCGCGUUCUGCUCAAAGGCAUGCCAGGACCAAUGGCGAGAAGAGAACGGCGAGAUUGGUGUUCAAGCGUGGACGGCUGUCGAGGCUUUGGUAAGAAAGCGGAGCAAGGAGGAUAGCGACAUGGUGGAUGCCGACCUACCACGACCAAAGGUCAAGGAGAUUCAGCAGGCUUGGGGGAAUGUUGCUGCGCAGGCGGCGCUGAUACGGGCCGCACGGGUAAGCGAACAAGCUAUACCGGACAAGGAGGAUGUCGCUCCAAUCACAAAGCAGCACAAGAAGGCUGUGUCUAAAGCACUACAAGCUAACAUUACACCUGAUGUGAUGAGCUUUUGUGUGAGUGGCCUGGUAUGGCGAUACCUUCAUCCCGAGCAAUGGGAACGCCUGGAGGCACUCGCAGACGACAAGACUCCUUACCACAGCUCCGACGAUCUCGGCGCGUUUACAAGAACCUACUUACAUCUGCUUGCCAUCCUUCCCCUACCGCUCCUACCACUUGUAACUGCAGAGACGCUAAUCACGCUCUCGUCCCGCGACUCGCACAACUCCUUCGGUAUUCGCUCCCUGGAAGAUGACGGCUCAGAAUUCUUCGGAUACGGUUGCUGGCCCGCGGCAAGCUACUUCAACCAUUCGUGCGGGCCGAACAUUGAGAAGAACAGGAAUGGCAAGACGUGGUAUUUCAAAGCUGGGAGAGACAUCGGGAAAGGAGAGGAACUGUGCAUUACAUAUCUUAGUGGGGAGGAGAGGAAGCUGAGUCGUGUAGUCGCCGGUAGUCAAUUGAUGUUAGACUUACAACUUCUGUAUGCCUAA
Alternaria burnsii is the source of this 2118-nucleotide messenger RNA. Its product is annotated as set domain-containing protein. Gene Ontology annotation, molecular function: protein binding. The coding region runs from base 1 to 2118 and encodes 705 amino acids. The record is from RefSeq and is a predicted model, not a curated record. The transcript has 3 exons. NCBI's taxonomy places the organism in Eukaryota, Fungi, Ascomycota, Dothideomycetes, Pleosporales, Pleosporaceae.